AUGCACGCAGAAGGUACCCCAGCGUCCUGGGGUGACCUUCCACGGGAGCUUCGCGACAUGGUCUACCCCCACUUGUGGGAGGGCAUAGCGCCCGUACGUCCAGCAACCGGCUAUUCUCGCCGCGAUGCUUUCGAAGUCCACUACGGUCAAUUCAAGCAUUACGACGGUCGUAUGUCUGGCCUGCCAAGGUGGCUACUCACAAGCAAGCAAAUUCUUCGAGAAGGUCUUGAACAGUUCAACAAGCACGCCACUUGGGUCUGCCACGCCAAUGUCUGCGACAAGGUCGACGAUCAGUACUCUAGCUUGAUCGGCCCAUCUGUCGCGACUAACCUCAUCCUUGCAAUCACUCUGGAUCACAAGAUAGUCUUGACCAACCCUGACCCAAUGGCUCGCAAGCUCAAACAACCGUAUCAGCUCCUCGCGUCACUCGUUCCCAAGCUCCGUCGAGAAAUGCGUUUUCUGACUCUCGACGUCAGUCUGGAUGAUCAGCCCACCAUUGGUUUCUUGAAGAAUCCUCCGUGGCAUAUUGACCUUUCGCUCUUUGACCGGCUCGACCUGCAGCUCGACUCCAUCACCGACGGGUCCCGUCAGUCCAAAGCAUUUCUUGUCGCGUCUCCUGUACGCUCACGCCGCCGAACUGAACCGCGUUGGUCAGAAGCUCGUCGGUCCGGACGGCACCGUCAAGCGUCGAAGAUCUACUGGUAUCGGGAAUGAGAAGUGGUGGAAGUUCAGGUUCGAGUUUGCUGUGGAAUACAGUCGCAUUUGUAUCACUGCCGAGAUGGAACAAGAGGGCUGGAAGGAUAAGGGAAGAAUGAAAGCAAAGGUCCCGCCGAGCAUUGC
Molecule: messenger RNA, 840 nt
Organism: Boeremia exigua
Lineage: Eukaryota; Fungi; Ascomycota; Dothideomycetes; Pleosporales; Didymellaceae
Exons: 1
Coding region: 1-714 (237 amino acids)
Source: RefSeq, a predicted model, not a curated record